CACAAAUUAUUGAACUCGUGUGACCUGGCAUGGUGCCCCGCGGGUAAAUUAUCCUAACGCUGAAGAUGGAUAGAGAGAAGAAAUAAGGAUGACAGACAAUAAAUUGAGCAGUUUCCCGCAUGUUCUGAAGGAGUAUAACCCAGAUUACGUUCCUGGGACAACGCCCAAGUCAAAGACACGGCAACAUGAAUGUAGUCAAGAGAAAUCUUUAGGAAGUCUGCAGGACACAAGAUCCUUGGAACACAAUUCUCACAAACGGUCAGACUAUAUCUCAGUAGCCAGCGCUCGAAGUAAUGCAAGAUCAGUUACAACAAGUGGUCAGAAAUCUGCUGGGAAAAAGUCCAGGAAGUCGGAUGACCAGGAUUUAUACUACCUGAAGACGUUGGUCGAAUUGGCGUUGCCUGUAUAUGUAAAGAAAGAAGAGAGUCUGAUGGUUCAGCAGAAAAAAGCUUACAUGUGA
Mercenaria mercenaria is the source of this 460-nucleotide messenger RNA. RefSeq lists its product as uncharacterized. The transcript is spliced from 3 exons. Lineage: Eukaryota; Metazoa; Mollusca; Bivalvia; Venerida; Veneridae. Bases 89 to 460 code for a protein of 123 amino acids. The record is from RefSeq and is a predicted model, not a curated record.